CCUGUCUGUUCGUUUCUAGUAAUUUAAAUUUUAUUUGGGACUUUCAUUUGUCAUUGUUAAGUUGGUUACUCUGCCACGAUUGAACAUGUACAUUAAAUCCCUCCCACUUGCGGAAAGAGGUUAUUACGGUUUUUUUUUCUUUAUAAACAGUUACGUUUGCACAUUUGCCUGUUUUUCCAAACCUUCCAAGAAUUUUUUGUUAAUUAAACUAUCUCUAAUAUUCAAAGAUUGUGGUUUUUGCAAUCUUCAUUUACAACCGGACCGUUUCUGUGUACGUCUUUGACAGUUGGUGCCUGGCGGUACAAUAAAGGCGGUUCCUGGAGGGGUAUUUAGAAAUGUAAUUUAAUACAGCAGACUAACGAAAUGUUUGAGUGAUGGUUAAAUAAAAGCACUGAGUAAACUAUGUCAAAAGUAAAUAACAUUAUCGGCAGCCGUAGUGUCUCGUCAACCAGUUGCAAUAGUCUCGUAUCCGACAUAGAAGAAACCAUAGAUAAUGGGUUAGACGAUUUAACAUUAACUAAGAGCAACAGGCCGUCAUCCACGACAAGGACAACGAAGGCGAAGCGAAUACGUUUUUAUCAUAAUGGCAAUAAGUAUUUUGGUGGUGUUGUGGUACCAGUUGCGUCCGAUAGAUAUAGAUCCUUUGAUAGUUUAACCACAGAACUUACGAAUCUCUUAAUGAAAACGGUCACUUUACCUAGUGGGGUUCGUACCAUCUUUUCCAUGGACGGUCGUAAAAUAUCGUCUUUGGAGGAAUUAGAAGAUGGGAAAGAGUACGUGUGUAGCGGAAAGGGAGAGUUGUUUAAAAAAAUUGAUUAUACAAAAACGGAGGCCUUGAAAAACAAACGUGCUUCUGUUUCAAAACCCACUGUGCCAGUAUCUCGGGUUGUCCUAGAAGACUGUGUACGUCCUAGAAUUGUUACAAUUAUCCGAAAUGGCAUUAAACCACGAAAAGUUUUGCGAUUGUUAUUGAACAAACGAAACGCAUCCAACCUAGAACAGGUAUUUAGCUCCCUAACGGAUACCGCCCAGUUAGAUUCCGGAGCAGUAAGAAAAGUAUUCACCUUAUCCGGCCAACCCGUUACCGUUUUACAGCAGUUUUUCUCAGGCGAGGACGUAUUUUUCGUGUACGGCAACGAAAGAUUUUCUCUCGAUGAUUUUGAGCUCGAAUUCGAGGAGAGCAAGGCGAUACAGUCGUAUAAAAAAACACCGGGACUGAGAAAUGGUUUUGGCCCGAAACCAAAGAUGCCUAAAAAAGAAUUGAAAACGUACAUUUCUGAUGAAAAUUUGUUAACAAAAUUAAGUAAAGAUGUCAAUAUAACGUUACCGCCAUCGUUACUCCAAAAAUACAGUGUCGGAAGAAUGAUCGGGGACGGAAAUUUUGCAGUAGUGAGAUUAUGUGUAGAUAAAACCACAAAUGUAGGGCACGCAUUGAAGAUCAUAGACAAGUCCAAGUGCAAAGGGAAGGAAGAUAUGGUCGAGAAUGAGGUACGGAUACUUAGGAGAUUGAAUCAUCCGAAUGUCAUGAGACUUGUAGACGAGCAGGAUACUAAGCCGAUGUUGUAUUUAGUUUGCGAAUUAGUUAAAGGUGGCGAUUUAUUCGACGCAAUAACUGUUGCCCAGAAAUUCUCCGAAGAACAAGCAGCUCUAAUGAUCACCCAUUUAACUUCGGCGUUAGCGUAUCUGCACAACCUUAAUAUUGUACAUCGAGAUGUUAAACCUGAAAACUUGCUGGUGGAUAUGAAAGGGUCCAAAAUUAAGGCUUUAAAAUUGGGCGAUUUUGGGCUAGCUUGUGAGGUUACAGGUCCUUUGUAUACAGUGUGUGGAACACCCACAUAUGUUGCCCCGGAGAUACUUGCGGAGUCAGGAUACGGUUUAAAAAUUGAUGUUUGGGCAGCGGGAGUUAUUUUAUAUAUUUUAUUAUGCGGUUACCCGCCAUUUGCCAGUCAAGACAAUGAUCAGGAGAAGCUUUUUGACUGCAUUUUAUCAGGACAAUACGAUUUCCCAGACGAAUAUUGGCAGGACGUGUCGAUGUACGCAAAGGAAUUGAUACAGAAUAUGCUGCAGCUAGCACCCGAAUUGAGAUUUUCGGCGGAAGACGUCCUGGACCAUCCAUGGUUACACGUAGCCAAUUGUUAAUUCUCAUGUACAAAUAGAUGCUUAUUAUCCUUCGGUGAUACUCGAAUUUUUUAAUUUAUUUAGUUUUAAGACUAAAGAAAUCAAAACCAUAUUUUGCCUUCAUUUCUUCCGUUUUGUGGAAUGCCAAAGUUGUCAUUUGUUUUGUAUUAUUGUGAUUUUUAUGCAAGAGAUUAAUUUUCAAUGAAAUGGCCGUCAGUGUAAAUCGGAGGCCUAAAUUCGUUUUUUAAGUUUCCAUCAAGUAGGUGAGCAAGUGAGUAGUAUUUUUUUUUGUCACUUGUUUCAGGUAAUUUGAUUUUUCUUCUCGCAUUAUGAACAAGCAACAUUCAAUAAUUGUAGAUAGAUUUUUGUGUCUAUAUAGAUAGACAUGGAUGACUAAUAUAGAAUGGAAACGGGUCUAAAUUAUCAAUCGAUAUUAUUUUCCACUGCAUCGACCGAUAGCUUUGUAAACUUGAAUCGAUUUGUGAUGUGCAUUGUUAAGGUAACAGGGUAAUGCGAAAGAAGGUGAUCUUCCCCAAAACUAUUGGGGGAGAACACAUUGGUCGUAAUUCCUUCUAUCCAGUGCAAUUUUAUUUAUUUAUAUUACGACUGUUCAACAAAAUAGCAAAAUCUGCUUUUUGUUUCAUUUGUGUUUGCUAAAUAUCCAAAUUGUAAAGACUGAGUCAAGUCUGAUUUCUCGUUUUUUUAUUUGUGCUACACUAUUUUUACAAAAUUCUGUCUGGGAAACUGCAUGCUGCAACAAUGCAACCAAAGAAACAAGAAAUUAAAAUCCAUGCCCUUAGUACACAGACAAUACAUAUUAAGUAAUGAUUUUAGUAAUCAAUAGUUUCCUCUAAUUGGAAAUUGCUGGCCUUUGCAAUGUUAUGCACGUAAUUGUUGAACAAAGCUUACUUAGUAUUGUACAUAAUUCAUUCCAGUGCCUGGUAUCAGAUUUUGCUAUUUUCUAAUUUUUUUUUAAUAUUGUAAUGAGAAGUAUUAUUUAUUAUGUACCAUCACUUAAUUCAUCUGUAUUAGAGAGAGAAUAUAAGAUUAUGAAUUCUGAA
Messenger RNA from Photinus pyralis (common eastern firefly), 3179 nucleotides. Its product is annotated as serine/threonine-protein kinase GA29083-like. The record is from RefSeq and is a predicted model, not a curated record. The transcript has 9 exons. Lineage: Eukaryota; Metazoa; Arthropoda; Insecta; Coleoptera; Lampyridae. Gene Ontology annotation, molecular function: ATP binding; protein kinase activity. Gene Ontology annotation, biological process: protein phosphorylation; intracellular signal transduction. Bases 403 to 2139 code for a protein of 578 amino acids.